Molecule: messenger RNA, 2603 nt
Organism: Klebsormidium nitens
Lineage: Eukaryota; Viridiplantae; Streptophyta; Klebsormidiophyceae; Klebsormidiales; Klebsormidiaceae
Source: the annotation of a GenBank genome assembly
UUCAAAUUGACUUCACCUGUGUGGCGGUGACAGGGGAGAAGAGGCACGAAUACAGUAUGCUGUAAGAAAAGCAAGUUCUAUUGCACUUGCUCAUAAUUAUGAGGGGUGAGCGCAGCGCUCUCUGAUCACUUCCCCAUCUGGCAACAUGGCGGGAAUAGCCAACGGUGCCGAGGCCUCCGACUCUCCUUCAGCGAAUGCGUCCAAUCAAACAGAACCGAAACAAUCAGAGGCCCCUACGCCAGCUCCAAAGCCUAUACAGUUCCCUGGUGCGUUUGAAAGUCAAGAGUAUUCUGUCCUUAGCAAACUGUCCGUAGCUUUAAACAAGGGUGUCACACAUGAUGAGGGCAGCUUUAACAUAUGCUUCUGGAUCUACCUUGUCAAGAACACGGGAGCUGGGGUGGUCAUCCGGCAGGGCCGCCCCCGCGCCCUCUCCGCCAUUCCGUUCAUCACCUUGGACAAUGAGCGCAAGCUUACGCUCCACCCGCUCCCUCCCCCCCCUCUCACAAGCGCCCCUGCGGAUUUUUCCCUUUCAAGCAAUGCCACUCUGACCUCCGACAUUGCUUGCCCCCUUGAAAAAUGGAUCCACGUCGGGGCUGAGGUCGGACCAAACUUGGCGCGGCUCCAUAUCGAUACCGUAGUGGUGGCUCAGAAAGAGAUUCCGGCAGACGGGGGUGGCGUGGGGGGAGAUGCAGGCCCUGUGCUGCUGUCGGGGGGGGACGGCUCCCCCUCGGGGGGUUCCGUCCAGGCGUAUGCGCACUUCGUCAGGUUGUUGCGGACGCCGGAGGUGACCCAGCACUAUGUAAAGAACCCUCCGCUCGAGCUGACCUUGGACACGUCGGAGACCGGCGAGGGGGACGACAACGAGAUCGAGGUCUCGUCGGACGGCAUCUGGAGCGUGGUCGGCGGGAAGGCAUCAUGUCGGCGGAACUUCAACUUGGAGGUCGCUCUGAUGGACGCGCUGGGAAGGCCGGUCCACCGAGAGAUCGAUGUGCAAGCGGUGCUCAUCUAUGCGGACGACAAUUGCCGGGUCACUAAGCUGAAAGAGGACGCAGAGGUGCCGCUGUUGUCGACUGUUGACGGCGUCGAGUACCCAUCGACCGACGUGCCCGUGCGACUGAUCCACGGACGGGCGACCUUCAAGCUUAAGAUCUCACAACUCUCGUCCAAGUGCGACAACCGCCUCUUCCGCGUCUGCUUCGAGCCCGUCGGCCCCACUCCGCGCCACCCCUUCCUGCGCGCGCUCUCGCGCCCCAUCCGCUGUGUCUCGCGCGUGCGAGUGCCACGUCAGCUGCCGCACCGGUGGGGCCCCGAGUUUCUGUCAAAGCACGAUUUGGCAAUUUUGCCAGAGUCUCCGGGCGCGCGGAAGAAGCGGCGGCUGAACGGGGGCGCGUCACCCGCGGGCGCGUUUGACCUGGAGUUCUUUGGCAAGGAGGAGGGGCUCAGCUUUUUGGACGCGGAGAUUCAAAAGUCCGCCCUAGCACUGAUGGGGGGCCAGCCCCGAGAGCCCCCCCCAAGCGCGCAAAACGGCUCAGCCCCUGCUCAACGAGAGCCGAUUCACACCGAGAACGGCGGCUUCCAGGACCAGGUGGUGUACAAAUACUCGCUGGAGAGCAUGGCCAGCCGGGGGGAGUUCCUGAAAGCGGCCGUGAAGAAGCGCAGCGAAGCGGACCUGGCGCACUUUGCGGAGCGGGUCGCGCAGUGCACGGGGUGCCGGCACAACGGGUACCAAAUAGCCAUCUCCAAGCGGUUGCUCCAAGACGGCGACGACCUGUGGGAGCGCGCGGAGGCUGCGCACUACCCCGUGGUCCUGGGGGAGCUGCUACGAGACGUCGAGCACGAGUUCCAGCGGCUGACCGGGGCCACGGAACGGGCCUUCUCCGAGAGAGACCGCGCCUUCCUGAAACACGUCAUCGUGCGUGGCACCCACUACUGCAGCCGCACCGAGUUCGAGCGCCUCUGGCACUGGCUCUACCCGGUCGCGCUAACCCUCGCUAACCCCCAGUUACGAGAACUUUGGGAGAGCGGGGACCCGUGGAUCGCUGGCUUUCUGACACGUGGCGAAGCGGAAGUCUUAUUAGCACCGCAUCCCGAGGGUACCUUUCUGCUGCGGUUCGGACCGUCAAGGGUGUGGCCGCACCCAGACGCGGGAGCGCUCGUGGCUAGUGUGGUUGCGACCGGGGGGGAAGUCGUGCAUCGGUUGCUGACGAUCGACACCGGGAUGCUGUCCCCCGAGCUAGCGGACGAACGGCCGCCCCUGAUGGUCGAACUCUUGGCUCAGCCGGAGCUCAGAAUACUCUACCGGCCAGAAGAGGUUCUUCGAAUCGAAGGAGCCCCUGCUGAAGAGACUCAAGCCGAACAUCCGCCCUCUGAAACGGUCUGAUCAGAGAAUCUUCCUAAAUGUCGGAGGUUAUGAGGCGAAAGUGUUCAACCCGAACGCCUUGUGUCUCGUGUUUUAGCAGCCUGCGCAUUCACUGUACAGAUUCCGAGACAAACUGAAUAGAAAGGCUCAAACUUCAUUUGUGCAGAUCCUUGUCCAUAACGCCCUUGCAUUGUGCCUCCUUGCAUAAUGCGAAACCUUGUGCCACUCUCACCCAUCGCACAAG